ACCGGUAAACUUACCUCCCUCACUGUCCUCCCCGCUGAGACCGUUGCUUUCAGUGUGAACCGUAAACGAACUCCAUCGCGAAGCAGCAUACCUCACUCUCUGUCCUCUUUAAAUAAACACUCUCUCUUCCAUCUUUUUAAUCUCGCCCUAAUCCGCCAUUAACACCCUCGUUCGCGAGCUUCUCGUGCCCACCCUUUCCGACAAGCGAUUUAAAGCGACUGAGAAUCUCUGAGCGGCGAAAUUUAUGUAAGCCAUUAAAGCCCUCCUCCACUGAGGCCGAGCAGUCGCUUUUGUCGCGCCUUAAAAGAAGCAAACCCUCGAACACCUUCGGCGCCUCUGCGUUCCUUGCCCUCCGAUAGCCAAGAUCCGGCCUUCCCCUACGGAGAUCCAAUCCGAUCCACCCGAGAAGCCCGUAGGCGCCGCGGGAGCAGGCCGGGAUGCUGACCUGCAUCGCGUGCUCGAAGCAGCUAGGCGGGGGGCCCCUCCAUGACCCUGCCGACGACGACGACCAUGAUACCGCCGGCGGCACCCCCAGCACCCGCCAGGCCAUCAAAGCCCUCACCGCCCAGAUCAAGGACAUGGCGCUGAAGGCGUCGGGGGCGUACAGGCACUGCAAGCCGUGCGCCGGGUCGGGGAGGCACGGCGGUGGCGGGGGGUACGCCGACUCGGACGGGGCGUCGGGGUCGGAGAGGUUUCACUACGCGUACCGCCGGGCGGUGGGGAGCACGGGGUCGACGCCGAGGGUGGUCUACGGGAGGGAGAUGGAGGCACGGCUGAGGGCGCUGUCGAGCGGGGAGGGGACGCCGCCAUCGAUGAGCGGGCGGACGGAGACGGCAUCGUCCGCGGUGUUCAUGGAGGAGGAGGACGAGCCCAGGGAGUGGGUGGCCCAGGUCGAGCCCGGGGUCCUCAUCACCUUCCUCUCUCUCCCCCAAGGGGGGAACGACCUCAAGAGGAUUCGAUUCAGCCGGGAGAUGUUUAACAAGUGGCAAGCCCAGCGGUGGUGGGCCGAGAACUACGACAAGGUCAUGGAGCUCUAUAACGUCCAGAGGUUCAAUCGCCAAGCCGUCCCCCUUCCCACUCCUCCUAGGUCCGAAGACGAGAGCUCAAAGGAGGAUAGCCCGGUGACGCCGCCGCUGAGCAAAGAGCGGCUCCCCCGCAACUUCCACAGGCCACUGAUGGGCGGCGGCGCAAUGGGUUACUCAUCGUCGGACUCACUCGAGCACCAUUCAAGCCACCACGGCCACCACCACAACCACCAUCACAACCAUCAUGGGCGGCACUGUUAUGAUUCAGGUGGGCUGGCGUCGACACCAAAGUUGUCAAGCAUCAGCGGAGCGAAGACGGAGACAUCGUCAAUGGAUGCGUCCGUGCGAACAAGCUCGUCCCCGGAGGAGGCAGACCGGUCGGGGGAGCUGUCGGUGUCGAUGAGCAAUGCAAGCGACCAGGAGAGGGAGUGGGUGGAGGAAGACGAGCCUGGGGUUUAUAUUACCAUCCGAGCGCUGCCCGGUGGUUUCAGAGAGCUCCGCCGCGUCCGGUUCAGCCGGGAGAGGUUCAGUGAGAUGCAUGCAAGGAUGUGGUGGGAGGAGAACCGAGCCAGAAUUCAUGAACAGUAUCUAUGACAAGGGAGAGAAGAAAGAGAGAUGCUAAAGAAGAAGGUCUGCUGCUUUAGAAUGUCUUUGUGUGCAUUUGCCUUUAUCUGCUUUUGGUGAAGUCACAAGCUCUUUUCUUCAUCACUGCAUAUAUGAGUUAUAUACGAAAACACUGGGCACUAACAUUGUGCAGCAACCUUUUCCCUUCCUCUCAAUACCCGGGCGGCUGCUGCUGGUCAUGGAUUAACCUUUGCUCCUAGCGGCAAGCUGAGUAGAAAACAAAAGCAUGCUCUCCUAGGCAACAAAUGUGUGUUGGGUUGUUUACUUAGGCUUGUUUCUUAUGCUUCCAUUGUCAUCUGUGUUUCUUCUACAUGCAGAGCACGUUGUGUGGGGGAAUACUUAGGAGGAACUUAAACUGAGGGUGUUUGUUGUUGAUGUAGAUGGAAGGUUUUGUAUUAUGAAUGAGUGAAGAUGUUUAUAUUCCUCUGCUGAAAGUGUCAUUUCGUCUAUGUUUCUAAAGUGGUUCUUUCUUCC
Molecule: messenger RNA, 2123 nt
Organism: Elaeis guineensis (African oil palm)
Lineage: Eukaryota; Viridiplantae; Streptophyta; Magnoliopsida; Arecales; Arecaceae
Product: protein Brevis radix-like 1
Source: RefSeq, a predicted model, not a curated record